This is a messenger RNA of Closterium sp. Naga37s-1, 1317 nucleotides long. The record is from the annotation of a GenBank genome assembly. Lineage: Eukaryota; Viridiplantae; Streptophyta; Zygnematophyceae; Desmidiales; Closteriaceae.
AUGCAUCGCUCGGGCACGUUCCCCGUCGCCACGCUCGACGGCGACGGCAACGUGAGCCCCUCCCGCGACUUUCCGCGCAACUUCCCCCGCAGCCACAGCAGCGCCGUCCCCGCUGCCCUCCGCGCGGCGUACGACUCGCUCGACUCCGACGACCCUUUCCGCCACGCCGUCACCCCGCCCGCGUCGCUGCCGCGCCACCGUCACCACUCCCCGCGACACGCGCAUCCCCACCAGCAGCAGCAGCACGGCGCGAGCGCCCCCCGCCACGUAUCGUACCAGGCGGGGCCCACCUCGUCGCUCCGCCCGCACAGCCACGGCCUGCGCGACGACGGGGGAGGGGGAGCGGCGCGCUUCGCGCAGGGCGCGCAGCACCAGCGCGCCGUCGCUGCGGGGCUGAGCCUUUCGCCGCACAGCCUCUCCCCGCACGGCCUCUCGCCGCACGACAGCGGGCUUGGCGGAGGGCCGCUCGGGGACUUCUUCGACGAGGGCGCGGAGGACGCGCGGGGCGGCUUACGGGGGCACGCGCAGCUGGCGGGGCGCGAUGUGGGGCAUCUGCACGCGCUGGACGCGGAGAGGGGGGGAUUCGGGGCGCUGGGGGAAGGCGGAAGGCGGCAUGAGGGCAGGGGCAGGUUGGGGGGAGGCUUGGCCAUGGGGGGCUCGUUCGAAGAAGGGGCGCGCAGGGUGCAGGGGAGCGUGAGCGGAGUGGUGGGAGGGCACGGCGGCAUGGGCGUGGGCGCGAGCAGGAGUGGCGUUGGGGGCGGCGGCAGGGUGUGGGCGCGCACGCUGAGCCACCAGGCGGCGGACCUGAGCAGCAGCAGCAGCAGCAGCGGGGCGGGCGGCGGGCGGCACCUGUUGGGCGCGCAGCGGCUCGGCCUGGACCGCACUGUGGGUGGCUGGUUCGAUGAAGCCGACAUACUCGCCACCAAUGCCAUGCUGCCACGUGUCAACAGCUUGGCAGUGAACGGCAGUCGCCUGUUUGACACGGACGACCUACUGGACCUGCGGCACGGGGCCACGGGGCUGGGGGGGGGCGCCAUGGGGUUGGGACGGGAUGGCACAGGGCUGGCGGGGGCGCGGGAGAAUGGGGGCGGGGGCGGGGGGGUUGGCGAGGGCAUCAAUUUGAAGCGCGUGCUGCGGCUGGGGGAGGCGGCGCGCAGCAACGAUGCGGACCUGGUGCACGCCAUCCUGCAGGACGCUCCCUCCCGCACCCCCCUGCUCUCCGCGCUGCACCCCGACGUGGGUCACGUGUCCCACGUCCGUGUCCCAGCUGAACCCAGCACAAACACCCACCUCCGUGUCCCAUGCCAUGUUACAUGA